AUGUCCACCUCCCAACCCCCAAAGAAGGACUGGUCAGCAACCCAAUACCUAAAGUUCAACAACGAACGUACUCGCGCCGUCUACGACCUCGUCUCCCAGAUUCAACCCCACAUCACCUCCCCAAAUCCCCGUAUUUACGACCUAGGUUGCGGUCCGGGAAACAGCACAAAAGUUCUCCUUGAUGCCUUCCCCUCUGCACGCAUCACAGGUAUGGAUAGCUCGCCUGACAUGCUGGAGAAAGCCAACACCGCGUUCUCCGACCAAGAAGCCGUCGAUUUCACAGCCGGAGACCUGGCAACAUUCAAAGUAGACGGCGAAACAAAUCUACUGUUUAGCAACGCUGUAUUCCACUGGCUCCGCUCCUCAGAACGUAUCCCCACUCUAGUCCGCCUCUUCGAGUCUUUGCCCAAGGGAAGCGUACUAGCCAUCCAAGUACCGGACAACUACCACGAAUCUUCCCACCGCCUCAUGCGCGACACGGCUUCUCAGUCCUCAAAACCAUGGUCUGCUUCCUUCGCUUCAACUAAAAUCGGUGACUUGUCGGAUACUACGCGUCCGGAUCUCGAUCCCAUUGAACCACCGUCUGCGUUCUACAAUGCACUGCUUCCAUAUGCGGGUCAUGUAAAUAUCUGGAGGACAAACUACAUGCAUGUGCUUAAAGACGCGGGGGCGAUUGUGGAGUGGGUCAAGGGAACGGGCUUGCAACCUUAUUUGAACAGAAUUGAGGGGGAGGAGGCGAAGAAGGCGUUUUUGAGCGAGUAUGAAAGGGGAUUGAAGGGAGAGUACCCAGAGUUGGAGGAUGGAAAGGUGCUUUUGGGGUACCCGAGGUUGUUUGUUGUUGCUGUGAGAAAGUAG
This is a messenger RNA of Alternaria atra, 855 nucleotides long. RefSeq lists its product as uncharacterized. Gene Ontology annotation, molecular function: trans-aconitate 2-methyltransferase activity. The transcript has a single exon. The record is from RefSeq and is a predicted model, not a curated record. NCBI's taxonomy places the organism in Eukaryota, Fungi, Ascomycota, Dothideomycetes, Pleosporales, Pleosporaceae. Bases 1 to 855 code for a protein of 284 amino acids.